Messenger RNA from Schistosoma rodhaini, 264 nucleotides. Lineage: Eukaryota; Metazoa; Platyhelminthes; Trematoda; Strigeidida; Schistosomatidae. The record is from the annotation of a GenBank genome assembly.
AUGAUGGAUGAAACUUCAGACACUUCGAAUAUUUCACACCCCCCAGCAGUUAAAGCUGGAAAGAUGAGAAUUGUACAACAUGUAAAACAUGAUGCAACAGUUGAAGUUAGGUGCGAAGAGGAUUCUCCACACGAACUACUUACUAAGGAGGAACUUGAAUAUCACGACAGGUGUGUCAAAGCUUGUCAUGAUAAGCCAAUGCCAACAGUUACUAAACCUCAUAACGAUAAUACUAAACGUAUUAUCCAACAACCUUUGAAGUGA